AUGAAGGCAAACGUCCACGGAGAGCGACACCCUGCCUGCACCACCCGUGGCUUUGCUAUCCGGGAUCCCCCUGAGCAACGUCCGACGACGUGCAGCCACUGCUCUCCAGCCCUGUCCUCAUCCAAGUGCCCCGGGUACGACGGUCCCACGGCGUUCACUUUCCGAGAGGCUGAGACUGCCUCCUCUGACGCCUUUUCCCCCUGCCAUUCUUUCGCCGGCUCUGAUCUCCUGCUCCGCGCAGAGCCCGCUCCAUCCCACCUUCCCCUCCGCUCAUUGUGCCGCGGCCCCGAGUCCCGCCGGCAGCGCGCUGCCACCCCCGCACCCUCCCGGGGUCCCGAGCGCCUCAGCUCGCGGGGAGAGCUCCUUCUUCGAGUUUCCAACUCCGAUCGCUCGAAUCGCCGCGGCUCCGGGGCUAAUCCCCGUGGAGGUCAGGCCGCUCAGAGCUGCUCUCCCUCCCUCCCCUCUCUGCUUUCAGGUCGCAUUUUGGACAUCCCUUGCAAAGUGUGCGGGGACCGCAGCUCCGGCAAGCACUAUGGGGUGUACGCCUGCGAUGGCUGCUCGGGUUUCUUCAAGCGGAGCAUCAGGAGGAACAGGACCUAUGUCUGCAAGUCGGGAAAUCAGGGGGGCUGUCCGGUGGACAAGACGCACAGGAACCAGUGCAGGGCCUGCCGGCUGAAGAAGUGCUUGGAAGUCAACAUGAACAAAGACGCUGUGCAGCAUGAACGGGGCCCACGUACAUCAACAAUACGGAAGCAGGUGGCCCUCUACUUCCGCGGACACAAGGAGGAGAGCAGCGGUGCCCCACACUUUCCUGCUACUGCCCUGCCAGCACCUGCUUUCUUCACUGCUGUCUCCCAGCUGGAGCCCCAUGGCCUGGAACUGGCUGCCGUUGCUGGCACCCCUGAGAGGCAGGCCCUGGUGGGCCUGGCGCAGCCCACCCCAAAGUACCCACAUGAAGUCAAUGGUACCCCCAUGUAUCUCUACGAGGUGGCCACUGAAUCUGUCUGUGAGUCAGCAGCCAGACUUCUGUUCAUGAGCAUCAAGUGGGCCAAGAGUGUCCCGGCCUUCUCCACCCUGUCCUUACAAGACCAGCUGAUGCUUUUGGAAGAUGCUUGGAGAGAACUGUUUGUUCUAGGAAUAGCACAAUGGGCCAUUCCAGUUGAUGCUAACACUCUACUGGCUGUAUCUGGCAUGAACGGUGACAAUACAGAUUCUCAGAAGCUGAAUAAAAUUAUUUCAGAAAUACAGGCUUUACAGGAGGUUGUGGCUAGAUUUAGACAACUCCGGCUAGAUGCUACUGAAUUUGCCUGUCUCAAAUGCAUCGUCACUUUCAAAGCUGUGCCGACACACAGCGGGUCCGAGCUGAGGAGCUUCCGGAACGCCGCUGCCAUUGCCGCCCUCCAGGACGAGGCCCAGCUCACCCUGAACAGCUACAUCCAUACCAGGUACCCUACACAACCCUGUCGUUUCGGAAAACUUUUAUUGCUUUUACCAGCUUUACGUUCUAUUAGUCCAUCUACAAUAGAAGAAGUGUUUUUCAAAAAGACCAUUGGGAAUGUACCAAUCACAAGACUGCUUUCAGAUAUGUACAAAUCCAGUGACAUAUAAAUUUCCUUAAAACAAACGAUCAGGAUGGACAGUUUGAGAAGAACUUUUAUCUAUGGAGAAUAAGCCUCAACUAACAAAAUCUACAGGAAGCAUAAGCCUGGGAAUGUUUAGCCUUUAAACCCAUUGACAAAAAAAUACCCCAGUAGAUAUGAUUCUGCUGCUCUGAACAG
Molecule: messenger RNA, 1778 nt
Organism: Meleagris gallopavo (turkey)
Lineage: Eukaryota; Metazoa; Chordata; Aves; Galliformes; Phasianidae
Source: RefSeq, a predicted model, not a curated record